This is a messenger RNA of Elaeis guineensis (African oil palm), 1173 nucleotides long. Its product is annotated as pyrroline-5-carboxylate reductase. Gene Ontology annotation, molecular function: pyrroline-5-carboxylate reductase activity. Gene Ontology annotation, biological process: L-proline biosynthetic process. Lineage: Eukaryota; Viridiplantae; Streptophyta; Magnoliopsida; Arecales; Arecaceae. The record is from RefSeq and is a predicted model, not a curated record.
UUCUUGUCCUUUCCCCUCACAAGCCUUGGAGAAACCCUGGUGGUGGUGGUGAGCGUCAUUGGGCAUGGCGGCUCUCUCGGCACCGGACAUGUUCAAGCUUGGGUUCAUUGGCGCCGGGAACAUGGCGGAGAGCAUUGCCAGAGGGGUGGCCAAGUCCGGCGUCCUUCCGCCGGCGAGCAUUCGCACCACGCACCGCCGUACCGAUCGCAGGCUCGUCUUCCAGUCCUUCGGCGUCAAGAUUUUGGAGACCAACGCCCAGGUAGUCGAUGAUAGUGACAUCAUUAUUCUCUCUGUGAAACCUCAAAUUGUUAAAAAGGUGCUUGUGGAGCUGAAGCCUUUUUUCUCAGAAGAGAAGGUUCUAGUUUCCAUUGCUGCAGGAAUCAAAUUAAAAGAUCUGCAGGAGUGGUCUGGUCAGCGUCGAAUAAUAAGGGUGAUGCCAAAUACUCCUGCUGCUGUUGGUCAGGCAGCAUCAGUCAUGUGUGCUGGUGAGAUGGCAACUAAGAAAGAUGAAGAACGUGUAGCCAGUUUGUUCAGCGCAAUUGGGAAGGUAUGGACAGCUGAUGAAAAAUAUUUUGAUGCUGUGACUGGCUUGAGUGGUAGUGGCCCUGCUUACAUUUAUCUAGCAAUAGAGGCCCUGGCUGAUGGUGGGGUGGCUGCUGGUCUUCCUCGAGAUCUGGCUCUUGGUCUUGCUUCUCAGACUGUUUUAGGUGCUGCAGCCAUGGUUAACCAUACUGGGAAACAUCCUGGUCAGCUGAAGGAUGCAGUUGCAUCUCCUGCAGGGACCACCAUAGCUGGGAUUCAGGAAUUAGAGAGGGGUGCAUUCCGCAGUACCCUGAUGAAUGCUGUUGUUGCAGCCACAAAACGGUGCCGAGAACUAUCACAAACAUAGUAUUACCAAGUGGCUUUUGUUUAGCUAGGAGGGUUGAUGCAUUUGCAGGGGCUAUUGUAUCAUGCGGAGUUGUUAUGUCAACUUGCCAUGCCUAAUUAGUUACUGCUGUGUUCUUCAGAGAAGGUGAAAUCAUCUACUAACUUUCCUGCCCCUUAACGGAUGUUGCCACAACCAAUGAAUCUUCAAUAAUUUUUACUUUCCAGUGGAAGGAUUUCUUAUGCAUGCAUUGCUUUUAAUGUGAAUCUUAUUUAAAGAGUUUGGUUGCUUUGUUAUGGCCAGAUUUA